AUGGGACGACGGGAUCACGACGAUGAGCGGCCAAAGGUGCUCGAGUCGCUGAAGCGCCGCACCAGCUCGGGCACCAGCACUGGCAGCCGCACCAGCCCUAGCGCAUUCCACCGCCGGGUCAGCAACCAGAGCCAGAGCACUCGCAGCACCAGCACCAGCACCACCAGGCGAGACAGCCUCGCCGGGUCCGAGACGCCGCCGCCGCUGAUGCGGUCCAGCCCCAGCGUCGGGUCCUCCAGCUACGCAUUUUCGGGGAGCAGCGUCCUGAGCCCCCUGCGCAGAGAGCUGGACGCCUCCCACAGCCGCGAUGGCGGCGACGUGCGGGCCGGCAAGCUGGAGCUGGCGAGACGCCUCAGCAAGCUGGCAUCGCGCCUGACGUACGGCGACAGCAUGGAGGAGCUCAUGGCCCUCGGCAGCCAGGUCAACCAGAUCGAGCAGGCCCUUGGCGGCGGCAUCAACACCGGCAGCGUCUACGGGAGCCCGCCGCUGUCGCGAAGGCCUCGCCCGCUCAACAUCGAGACGCCUGUCCGCAAGAACAGGGGCAGCGACCUGGACGGCAGCGCCAUCUUCAGCUCACCGUCAUCUCUGUUCCGCAGUCGCUUUCCCGACCAAAUGUCGCCCACGCCCUCGUCAUCCAUGAUGUAUCAUGGUCGCCAUGACGAGUUCGAGGAAGAGGAGGCCCCGCCACCAAAGAACGGAAUGACCGCGGCGCAGUCCAACAAAAUCAUUGGAGAGUUGGUGAAACUGAAUGAAGAGCUCGACACCGUAGUGAGCAAUCUCACAGCCCGCCAAGAAGAGUCCGAUCACAUUCAUAGGUUGUUGGUUGAACGGGCUGAGCGUGCUGCCCAACGCAUCAUUUUCCUCCAGAACCGUAUUACUUAUUUGGAAGAGGAACUGCAGGAAAACGAUAAUGAAUUAACAAAUCUCCGCGUCUGUCUCAAAGCUGUCGAGAUUCAGUUGCCAGAACAUCCAGACAAGGAAUUGCAGCGAUCCUUUUCCGUCUUCAAGGAAGGCUAUAGAGCCUAUAAGAGGAAGCGCGCCCUUCGCUCCAAGAUGGUUAGCAACCUGGGCUACGAUUCGUCAAUUGCCUCUUCAUCAGCGAGGUGACCAAUGCCAUCAUUCCGCGAGUAUGACUUUUGAAAUAAGAUUGUCGCUGCCACCACCAAUCAGCGGCACUCUGCGAUAUUCGAAGCCGUCAACCAUUGAAGAAUUGAGAAGCGAUCUCGACCAGGGCUGACUUACGAUGAUGACGCAAAGCAACGGCGUUUCUUUUGUUUGGAUGGGGCAAAAUGAUAAAACGGGCGACGACGACUACGCUUUUCUUUUUCCACGAUAUGAUUCAUGAGACAUCGAUUUCACCAACCCUCCCCAGCCCUUGCUACGGCCUAUUUCAUUCUCGGUUGACGCAUCAUGACAAUUUGAGUGCAUCCCCUGUCUCUUUUUUUUUUUUUUCGGGCUGGGGCAAGUUUUGGAACACGACAGACUGAUAUGAUUUGUCCCCCUUCUCUUUUCUGCACCUGCAUCACCACAUUUGGUCCCAUGACCGAAGCAAAAGCAAAGCAAAACACACAACAAAAAAAAGCAAAGCAAGCGAGCAUAACAGAUUGAAUUGCGACUUUCGUUCUUUGAUCCAUUUUGUCCUUUUCCUUUCUUUUUUUGCCAGCAUAUUUUCCAUUCUUCUCCAUGAAAACAUGCAAAACCCGAUGGAGUCUGUAAUGGGCGAACAAAAGCUACCAUGAUGUGGCCAACCUUUGUUUUCCACACUUUUUUUUUCUCAUCACUGAAGUUCAAUACCUCUCUGUGACACACUCUUUAUUCCCCCCAAUUUCCUUAUUUUGGGUCACCCUUUAGAGUGAUUAUUGUGUAAAUCCUUUUAUUACCAUUUUUACAAUCCUUUUCCGGCUGAGAUUCGAAGAAGAAACAUUGUCAUGAUCUUCGUGAGAGGAAGCACAUGAUGAUUGAUCCUCUUCACCACUCAGCCCCAACGAAAAGUAAAACAAAUCGGGCAGGCAUAGUGAUGGGCGCAAGGCUGUUUUUAUUCCCACGGAUCGUUUUUUUACUAUCUAUAUUUCUUUUUGCUUCUUUUUGUAUUUAGUGUGUGCGUUGUCGUUUCUUAUAUCUGGUUUUGUUGUUUUACAGCUGCAAUUUGGGCAUCGCAUUAACAAAGUGUUUGUGUCUUGCGAGCGGAAUAUGACAUUAGUACUUUGAUUUUUUUGUUUUGUUAUUUUUGUGGUGGCAGAUUGAUCGACAUACACCCAAACCCUCUUACAUGUUUAUACCUUUUUACGUAUAAAUGUUACUGGAAAUUAUCUCAGCUUUACAUUAGUGGAAGGCAAGAAAUUUGUCGAGAGCAAGAAAGAUGGAGAUUUUAAUGAAGUAGCCUUGAGAGUAUUGGAAAUAUCAGAAAAGAGAAUGUUAUUGUGAGAAGGAAGAGACGAAGAGAAAUGGGAGUCCAAGUGGGAAAAAAAGAAGAAAGGAGAAAAAAAAUAAAACAUGUACACAAAGCUUCCCAAAUCACGGACAUCUUUUUUCUUUUCUUC
Molecule: messenger RNA, 2540 nt
Organism: Trichoderma atroviride IMI 206040
Lineage: Eukaryota; Fungi; Ascomycota; Sordariomycetes; Hypocreales; Hypocreaceae
Source: RefSeq, a predicted model, not a curated record